Triticum urartu is the source of this 900-nucleotide messenger RNA. NCBI's taxonomy places the organism in Eukaryota, Viridiplantae, Streptophyta, Magnoliopsida, Poales, Poaceae. The record is from RefSeq and is a predicted model, not a curated record.
UACCUGUACGACGACUUCACCGUCACCGCCGCCACGGCCGCCAACGCCGUGCCGCUCGGGGAGGCGACCGUGCCGGGGUUCCUGCACGAGGCCAACAACAUCACCGUCAUCAAGGCCACCGUCACCGCGGCCGCGCUCGGGGUCGACCCCACCGCCGCCAGCUCCGACAUCAAGAAGUCGGGCACCUUCGCCAUCACCCUCGACCUGGAGACCAAGGCCGGCGUCAAGGUGGGCGGGCUCAAGACCAAGAAGAUCGGCAUCCAGGUGCACUGCGACGGCAUCAAGGUGGCCGCGCCCGCCGCGGCGCCCGCGCCGGCGAAGAAGAAGGGUGUGAAGCUCACCGUCGCCAAGGCGCCGUCGAAGGCGCCGGCCGCCGUGGAGGCCCCGGAGCCGUCCGCGGCCGUCGACGACGCGACAACCUCGCCCCCGGCGGCGACCACCGUCGCGCGCGUGUGCCAGGUCAGGAUCCGAGUCAAGAUCUGGAAGUGGACCUUCUAGUGACGACGCAAACUCCCAGGGGGCACAUUGCGAAAGCGAACCAAAGCCACUUUACUUUUCACCUGGGACGCGGCGGUAGUAGAGAUCACAACCGACGGUUGCUGUAAAAAAAUAUCCCAUUUGAAUUUUACGAAAUUUGGCGGGGGGGAGGGGAGGGGAGGAGCGAUGUGAGGUUUGAGGUAUUUGUUUAUUAUUUCUCCUUAUUUUUCUACGUUUCUUUUUUUUGCGUCACCUUAUUUUUUGCUAGUGCAAGUACACCUUGGGGAUUGUUCCGCUUAACUUUGUACGACUAUUACAUAUCUAUCUGAAUUUGUAACUGUUUUUUUUUGUCGGAGGGAAUUUGUAAUCGUUAGUGGCAUGUAUUACUAAUGUACUGUCAAACUAUACUCUCCUUUAUUUUCA